This is a messenger RNA of Striga asiatica, 627 nucleotides long. Lineage: Eukaryota; Viridiplantae; Streptophyta; Magnoliopsida; Lamiales; Orobanchaceae. The record is from the annotation of a GenBank genome assembly.
AUGGUCAUCCUGUCCAUUUCGGUAAUCUCGUCAAGUUUGACAUCAGCAGAAGCUGAAGCCUUUUCUUUUGAUUUUUCAUCUCCGGCAUUCGAAUCGAAUUUGGUCGACUCAGCCACACCACCACCAUCAGUAUCAUCAUCUUUGUUCUUUUCCUUCAUUUCCAAGGGGAUGGUAUUAGUGUUUAUUGGACAAGGGACCUCUUUGAAGCCAAUAGAUUCGGUUCAACCACCUCACGAUGAGUCUCAGUGGCUCGGCUGGCACGGCCCCGACCUCUUCCCCUGCCCCGACCUCUUCCUCUCCCACUGCCGCUGCUCGUGUGAUCAUCCUGGGAAAGUAAAUGAGGUAACAGGCAGAGAAAUAGAAUACCUUCUCUUUGUGACCUGUGGUGUCAGAAUGACCAUAGUCGGGAACUUUGCUGACAACUUCCUUAAGAAAGUCAAACACGUUCACAUACCCGCCCUUAGAGAAACCAAGGGCACGUAUAUGCUGUACGAUGAUGAUGAUGCACCACUGGGGAUGAUGCAACGAGUUAACGGUCUUUGCCCCUCUUUGCACAGUUAUGUCAUAGAAAAACAUGGAACUUAUAAUGAGAAGAGAGAAACAAGAACAACACUUGUUAAACAUUAG